Molecule: messenger RNA, 1281 nt
Organism: Kuraishia capsulata CBS 1993
Lineage: Eukaryota; Fungi; Ascomycota; Pichiomycetes; Pichiales; Pichiaceae
Exons: 1
Coding region: 1-1281 (426 amino acids)
Source: RefSeq, a predicted model, not a curated record
AUGACUCCCGAAUUUCUCCCUUCUGACACUGGUGAGACCAAUAAGGUUGCUGCGAUUGACCUAUAUAUUGAUAACUACCUCGUUUCCACGGUAGGCUCUCCAAGACAAUGCAUUGAACUAGCCAACCGAGACGUGUUCAACCACAAGUGUCCUUCGCAGAACACAUUUCUGUGGACUCAGAUAUACCACUGGCUAUUGGAUCAGUAUGGAUUAACCGGUUUGCAGGAUGAAGAGCUGGGCUCUGAAUUGAUCCGUAUCGGGAUUAGGUACCUGUACAAGGUGAGGCUAGAUAAGGUGUUUGAAGAGACGGUUUUGAUCGGUCCUUUCGAAGGUAUAAUCGACAUUUUUGCACAACUUACAAUCAGAUAUCCAAAUGAUAUGGCUUAUGAGUCGUUUAGGCAAAUUUGCACCCGUUUCGAGAAACCUGUGCUGAAUAAGGUGGUUGUGAAGACCAUGGAAGUGUUUCAUGCGACUGAAAACUGGCGAUUUGCGUUCGAUUUGGCAAACAAAGGUCCCAUAACAGAAAUAUCGAAUCGGAUCUCGAUUGAGGGCGCGACAGAGUAUUUUUACUGGGCUUCAGUGUGUUGUUUCAACGCUUUGGAGUUUGAGACUGCUCGCCUCCAGUUGAGGAGUUUGAUGACUCUACUUUCGCUUGUUGACUCUGUGCGAACUGAAUGGGAUCUUUUUGGAUUAAUGAUGGUGAAUGAUAUGCUUAAUGACGAUAACCUGGCCAUGGAAAGUGCCAUAACCAGACGGCUGGAGAACUCUGUGGAUGACGAAUGGGUGGACGGAUUAUCUCAAUCAUUUGCUGACUUCAAUAUUCCGGCCAUGCUACAAGCUGUGAGUGGAAAAUUCCGCCUAGGCAGUCACCAGCCUGAAGAAAGCUACCGUAAAGCAGUUUUCGGACUUAAAAGCGAUGUUUUUUCGAGCGUGGUAAACCAAGCCAGAUUGAAUAAGAUACUGUGUGCCAUAUCCCGUCAUAGUCGGAUGAAAGUCGAGGAUAUUGAAAAGAAAUACGAUUUGCAUGUAUCAACAUUGGAGAAAUACGGAUUUCUAGAACUUCCAAACACCGCCACACUUCUGAAGAAAUAUAGCCAUGAUUGGGAGUUAAUUGAUGAGGGUAGCGGAGCUGAAAUGGUUAGAAAGGCUGGUGAUACUAGUGUUGAUCUGAGACGAGCUAUCGAAGUACUGAGGAAGCAAAACGGAGAUCUUGUCGAGUCAAUUGAUGGACUGCAAACAAGACCGUUGGUGUUGAAGAAGGUGGAUGUUUAUGAAGAAUGA